Molecule: messenger RNA, 2995 nt
Organism: Ficedula albicollis (Collared flycatcher)
Lineage: Eukaryota; Metazoa; Chordata; Aves; Passeriformes; Muscicapidae
Product: beta-microseminoprotein-like
Exons: 4
Coding region: 85-420 (111 amino acids)
Source: RefSeq, a predicted model, not a curated record
UAAACCAUUUGCUCCCUGAUUCCACAUAAAGAACUCCAGCCUUUUCUGGGUACUUAGAUCUCUUCGGAAGCCAAGCUGUCCACAAUGAAGAUCUUUCUGGCUUUCUUUGUUGCAGUGGGCAGCAUUGUGACCCUGGGUGAUGCAGGCUGUAUCGCUGAACGUCGAAAGCCAUGGUGGCCCCACAAAGGCUGUAUGAUCAAUGGAAAAAUCUAUCCCCUUGGACACAUUGAGAGGACAGAAUUUUGCUACAAAUGUGACUGUGAGAAAGAUCAAAUAAGAUGCUGCUCCUGCAUGAUAGAUCCCCCUCAAUACGAUGGAGAGAAAUGUAAAGUCAUUUUCAACAGAAAGACCUGUGACUAUGAUGUGGUGCAGAAGGAUGACCCCUCUAAGGAGUGUUUUUCCUAUUCUCGUAUGUGCUAACACCUGCUCCAAACCUCUCUGCACAGUGGAAAUGCUCUCCUUCCCUCAGAUGAUUUGCCAUCAAAGAGAAGCACCACGACAUGGGAAAAUUGCAAAGAGAGCAUUUCAGUAGCUUGCUUGUAACCUCCUAAUUAUUCUAAUUCAUCUUUCAAGAUGCAUGAUCAGAUAGAGUGUCUCAUUGAUGUCAUUACUGCAUUUGUUGACUACAAAAAAUUGAGAUGAAACAUUAAUAUAUAUGUUUCAUAUUAAUAAUUCAUUUUUGGUCAUGACAUGGAGAAACAGCACCUUAUUUGACAAAGAAAUGGAAAUACAUUUGCAUCUCUACUUUGACAUGCUGUGCAUCAGUAGCCUGGCACGAGUCCGUGUCUGGGCUUUACAGGUUUUCUUCCAGCCAGGAGUCAAAAUCCAUUAUCAGUUUGAAGUGAUGCACUAUUUGGGAGAUGCUGUGCAAUGGCUCCAAUUCGUGGUGUACAAGUUUGGGUCCUCCAGUGCUCUAGGCACCAACUUCGUCGGGUUAUCUGCUUAAAUGAAUGAAGCAGCUAAAAGUUGCUAAGGGUUAUUUAUUGCAGAAGCACAUCAUUCUCAAAAGGCACAGUCACAGACAGCAAAGUCCAUGCUGCGUUUUGGUAUGGAGUCCCAGACAGAAGCAGAAGCUGCCCUUGUCAGGGUCCCUGGAAGCUGAUGUUGCUGCGGCACCUCCUAUCUUCUUGGGUGUUGAGGAUGACAGCGAGAGAGCAAAGCAAAGCAAAAGCAAAUGGCAGUGGCAAAAAGCAGUAGCAAAACCAAAAAAGCAAAAAGCAAAAGCCCCAGCUCUCCCCAAUACAUAUUCCUAUAUAGAAUUUACUCAACAAGCUAAGACACAAACUCAGACCACCACUCCUUAACCUACAGAAUUCUGGUUUCUUAGCGCACCAGGUUAUGUACAGAUUAUGCAUACAACCUAUCUUGUUCUAUCUGAAAAACAGUGUAAGCAAUAUUCUUAUAUAGCUGUAUUAUGUCUAAGCACUGUCUAAAAUUACGCUCCUGGAGUCUCCACUAAAACCAAGAGUAUGUUUUUCCACCUUCACUAGAAUUCGCACCUCGACUCUGGCAUCUGAACCUCUCACUUAGUAAAAACAUUAGAGCUCAUAUUAAAACUUACUGACUCACAUACAUAUCCUAAAACUUAAACUUCCACCUCUACUUUAUGUGUGAGUGGCAUAACAUACUUCAAUCCAUCCAAAGACUUUAAUUCAGUCCAGGUACUCUGAUUUCCCUCUUAAGAAUUCAGAGACCCACGACUCCACUGACUUUAAAAUGGGUGCAGGGACUUCUGGUAAGACCUGAGCUGCUCUCACCUCAGAAAGACCAGUGAGGAUGAGAGACCAUCAUCCUCUUUCUCCCAUGGUUUCCCUUAUUUUCAUCCAUGUCAUCACCCAACGCUGGCAGUGUCUGUUCAUGUCCAUUGCCCACUCUGAGCAGACCUGAAGUUUAAAGCAAUGUUCCAAUGUUUAAACUCUGAUAGUCUGACUUGUCCUCUGCCAAGCCCUGAUCCUGAAAGUCUGCACACACUGUGCUGCUUUAGUGGUUCUCAGCCACUCUGAAAAGGAGAUCCAGAUCAGCCCCUGGACACAUGCUUCCUGAUGGCAGCAGAGCUUGAGGUAGUAAGAAUGCAGAUGCCUUCUGUCUCCUCAGUACAACAAUUGCCCACGUUCACAGGGGAAUGAAGUUCAGCUUGCAAGCAGGGCUUGGGAAUGAAAUCUCCCACCUGGCAAUGCCUGGUGUCCUAAAUCUGCCCACAUAUAUGAGAGCAGACUACAAAACCCUGGUAAAUGCUGCUUCUACAUGGAGCUCUCCACUCCAGAACUGGAUGUUGAAAAGCCACAACAGUCUGUAGUUAAGUGUUCCAUGGUUUGAACAGAAACACACCUUCCAAAAGAAGUGGAUUAUUUAAUGAAGUUCCAGGAUCACAGCAAAUCUUUUGUCUUGUGAAAGUAGGAGGUUCCACAGAGCUGAGCAUUUUUACUGUGGGGAUCCUCAUUUGCCCCCCCAGUCAAGCGUCAAUCCCCAUUUAUUCUGCAGGGGAGUUUUCUUUACAAGUCAAUCUAUGCCAUGCUCUGUGAGCCAUUAUUAAAAUCAAAAAGCUUUAAUGUGGUGUAUUUCUUCUGAUUUUGGUAAUUUGCUUAUGAACUUCUUUGAAGGUUUCUAAGACCUGCAAGUAAAAUAACUUGGUUUGGGUGAAAAUAUCCAAGUAUUUUGCAGGCAUUGGUAUUCCACACUUCACCUUUUAACUUUCUCUUAAAGUGCUGCAUGCUGGAUAUCUGGAUAUCAGCCAACAGCUCAGUGUUUCUUUACAAGUAAUUCCUGUAAAGAUGAAAAAUGUGAGGGGCCAGAAUGAAGAGUCAGCUCAGCUUUUUCCAGUACAGACAUUUGCAUACACCUUUUAAAAAUCUUGGUGCCCAUUCACUGAUUCCAUCCUGUCAUUCCUGUAAAUGGAGCAUGUGAAAACACACAUACCCCUGUUGCCUAAACUUCUAAAGUAAGUUUUGCUCAAAAGCUUUUUGUGUUCUGCAGGAGAGGAAGGGAUUUGAGACUU